Messenger RNA from Penicillium olsonii, 900 nucleotides. Lineage: Eukaryota; Fungi; Ascomycota; Eurotiomycetes; Eurotiales; Aspergillaceae. The record is from the annotation of a GenBank genome assembly.
AUGUCCAUCGGCACCCACCGUCUCUCCUUCUCUAUUAGUGGUCCACCACGCACCCCCAAUGAUCCAUUGGUGGUAGUCAUCCCAGGGUCAGGUGAUGUUGCCUCCUCUUACGCAGCGGUGGAACCACUCGUCGCCGAGUUCGCACGGAUCUUUCUCUAUGAUCGCUCGGGUCUUGGCAACAGCGAGCCCGCGCCCAGUCAUCCUCUCGCUGUUGAGUCGGCAAUAGAACUACACAAACUUUUACAGGCCACGGAGCAAGCCCCACCAUACGUUCUAGCUGCUCAUUCCUACGGUGGGAUCAUUGCAAGGGAAUACUAUGACCUCUACCCCGACGAAGUAUCUGGUAUUGUCUUCUGUGAUGCUUCCACCGAGAGACUCCUCGAAUACGUUGAUAUCCCGGACCCCAACCUGAUUGCGGUCCUCGGAACAUUGGAUUUGGAUCUCGUGACAGAGCUACAGGCCAAGGCAAAAAUAUCACAAGAUAAGUGGCAACAGAGAGCUACGGAUAAGGCUCGUGGGAUUCAAACAGUUAUGGCCGAAGCAAAUGGGGAUGCGGUCCAGGAAAUUUGUCGCACGCUUGCACAAAAGAAGCAGUUCGACAAUCAGGCCAUGGGUAGUAAGACACUAAGCAUCAUCUGUUGCAACACUGCUCUGGACCAAGAGCGAAUAUAUGCUGCGGGGGUCGAAGCUGGAAAUGGCACAGAGGCGCAGCAGAGAGCGUUCAGACAGACUCUCGAUCGGUUUGGGCCAGCUGCACAUGGUCUCGCCUCUGAUCACAUGAGGCUGUCUUCGAAUACGCACUUUGUCAACCUUCCUGACUGCGCACAUGAUGUUCAGCUCUUGAGACCUGAUGUUGUGGCAGGGGAGAUCAAGUGGGUGCUGGACCAGCUUAGAGGCUAA